This is a messenger RNA of Helobdella robusta, 3402 nucleotides long. RefSeq lists its product as hypothetical. Gene Ontology annotation, biological process: signal transduction. The record is from RefSeq and is a predicted model, not a curated record. Bases 1 to 3402 code for a protein of 1133 amino acids. Lineage: Eukaryota; Metazoa; Annelida; Clitellata; Rhynchobdellida; Glossiphoniidae. The transcript is spliced from 7 exons.
AUGCCUCCUGGAAUUAGCAAAACGAGUAGUGAAUUAGUACGUGAGAAGGUUCUCAGCAAUUUAUCAAAUGCUGGGAUCCAUAUUAAAUCUAGCAUGCUCACAGAUUUUAGGGAAAGAAAUAAGAUAAAGAAGUUCCUAUCUCCAGUCCAUAGCAAAGAUAAAAAAGAAAAGAUGCCUUUGAGAAGAAGGCUUACGAUGAACAACAACACCAUUUUUGGAGUGCAACUUGCCAGGGUGCCUAUGGUCCAUCUGAAUGAUGAAGAGAUGAUUGGCGAUGUUCCGAGGGAUGAAAUCGAAAAGACGGGACACAUCCGGUUUUCAUCGUCAUCGACUUCCUCGUCGUCAUCAUCACCGUCCUCAUCACUGACGUCAGCAAAAACAUCGACAACAACAAUGUUGACAACAAUGUUGACAACAAAUGACGUCAUCGAUCUCUCUUGCCUGGUCAAGCAGUUCUUCAGACAACUUCCAGAGCCAUUGAUAACAUUCAAAGUGUACAAUCUGCUAGUCAGCUGCUGGGAAAAAAUCAACAACAACAACAACAUCAACGAUGAUAAUAAUAAUGGGAACAGUGGUGUUGAUGAUAAAAAUAAUAAUAAUAAUAAUAGUAAUAACAAUAAUAAUAAUAAUAAUAAGUUAUCCUCGAAAUCCAUACUUCACGUUCUGUUACUUCUUCCUCCCGUCAAUCUAUCCACACUGAAAUUGUUAUCAAUAUUUCUACACAAAGUAUCCCAACAGAGCUGCACCAACAAAAUGGAUUCAUCAAACCUGGCCGUCUGUUUCGCUCCAUCUAUCCUCAAAUCUGAACCCCUACCAAGAAAAAGUUUUUGCACUCUUGGAGAUUUCAGUGGCGGCCACAGCAACCACCAUCAUCUGCAGCAAUCACAAAAAGCGUUCUUGACAGAGUCCAACAACAGAACUACUUUGAAAAGUGAAGUUGCGAUAGUCGAGUUUUUGUUGAAGCACUGGCAGGAUAUUGGAAAUGUUGAGGAGGUUUUUCUGUCGACAUCACCACCAUCAACAUCGUCAACCAAUCAAAUUGUUCCCAGUAAAUUAUCCCCCCUAUCGUCGAGAAGCAACUUCUCAUGCCACACGAACUCAACCACACUUUCGACGUCGACUGCACUUAGCACGAGCAAGAAGUUUGUUAAGAAUAAAAACUGCAACAAUUUCAGCACUCCUAGCAACAAAUACUUAUCGAAAGUGAACAGGAGAGCCGUUGAUUUCAAUCUGACACAAAUUGCCACAGAAGCAACUUCAUCAGCAGCAGGAGUAGAGCACUUGAAUGUAACAACACCUGCAAUAAGCAUCAGUGACAUGAAGAAGAUGAAGAAGAAGAGGAAGAUGCUGCAAGAUUACAAUAAUGUUUCUACUCUCGCUUGCAAAAAUCAAACGACAGUCACAAAGUCAAGCAAGAAGAACGUGAAGAAUUUCUUCAACAUGAUCAGAGGCAUCAAAAAGUCGUCUGAGCAGCGGGCGUCGUCGCCAUCCGAGACACUGCCCAAUAAAUCAGUAAUAACGAUGUCGCUGAAGAAGUCGAAAGCAGCCAACAAGAGUCACAGCAUUAUUGAGAAUAACUUGAAAGAAAACGUCGACCCGAAUGUCACCACACGUACUACCAAACUCCACCACCACAACAACAACAACACUUCGUUCUUCAACAGUACUUUCUUCAACAAGACAUUCAACAAAACCCAGCCACACAACACAACAGCGGCACACAACAAAUCAUCGUUCGAUGGAUUCAGUAUAUUUAGCAGAAGCUUCAAAAAGCGCAACAGCAAGAAAAAUAUCGACAACACACUGCUCAGCAAGUUGAACGUUACGAGCGUGGCCACCACCGCCACCGAUGCAGUCAGUAGUAACUUGUAUUCAUCGACGAGACGACAGCGUUUUUCAGACGUUCUGACGUCUGCUAACAGAACGUUCAGUGACUACAGAACAAGCAGUAGAAUGACGAACAUGAGACACGGUUUACCGUAUCAAGCUGAUGCUGCUAACCAUCACCGCCAUAAUCUCCCUAAAUAUAACAGCAUAAAUAACAGGGCUGAUGGUGACCUGGAGGAUGAUUACAAAUACAAAAAUAAACAACUGAAGCGUAGUAAUCAACUUUAUCAACUACCGCGUCAUCAUCAUCCCCACGGCAAUCAUCAUCAGCAUCGUCGUCAUCAUACCAAAUAUAACUUGGACCUUUCUUUCGUUGGUUCAAACGAUGAUGAUGAUGAUAACAAAGAUGAUGUUGAUGAUGAUUACUUCGUCGAUGGUAAUGUGAACAAUCUAGACAUAGCUAUAUUAAACAACGAUGACGAUGAUGAGGAUGAUGUUUAUCUCGAUGAUGACGAAUACGACGAUGACGAUGAUGACGACGACAAAGCAAAAAACUUCAUCAGUCUCCGUGCCAACCCACUAAACAUUGGCAGCACCACCAACAACAUUACCACCAACAACAACCUCAACAACAAUCUCAACAACAUCAGCACUGUUGAUGCAGCUGGUUAUGUCAACUACCACAAUGCCAAUGAAGACACUCACCUAUCCAACUCGGCUGAUUAUUCCUUGGAUGUCCCGGAACUAUCCAACCUCUCGAUGGCCCUCAACAAUGGGACCUACUGUGGACCGAAACGUCGCGGCAACAGCAGCAGUAGCAGCGGCCACAAGCACGUCAGUAAUGUGACAAACAACAACACCACCACCAGCAACAACAACAGUAUUUUCAACAACAGCAAGUCCUACCACAGCAACAAGAGUUUUUACAAAACAGACCCAGCCAAAUGCAAUAGUAAAAGUAACAACUGCACCAAUAAUUAUUAUUACAUUAAUUGUAAUUUCAGCGAGGUGAGUCGUGAUGCGUGUACCUCAGAAUUUCAUUGGCAUCGUCGUCACCAGCAUCUUGCCGAUAAAACUUCCAUCAAACCAUUUAACAUUGAUGAUGACGGUGAUGAGAUUCUUGAAACGGCAACUACAACAGCCGCAACCGCAGUUACAGUAGCCACAAACGCAGCAGCAACAGCUAACACAAAGCUACCUGGAAAGAUCUGCCAGGACAUUUCAACUCCAGCAUAUAAGAAUAAACUGAAGAGGGAAUCUUUAUCAGAUUCCUUCGUCACGUCCAGCAAAAAAACAACGAAACAUGAACUUUUAAUGGAAGAACCUGAAGAGCCACAGCAACAGCAGCAAGAAAUUGCGCCACAGUAUUUCGCGAACAGACCUCACACCAGCCAGCACCACAACAGCCAACAAAAGCAGCCACCACCGCAACGACAGCAGCUACAGCGACAACUGCACGCCAAUGGCCUGCCAUUAAGUCAGCUGAGUUUAGAUAGCGGUGUCGUGGUGGUUGGGUCUACUGACUUCGAGAAAUUAACCAGAACACAUUCCAACGUUUUGUGCCAGAGCAGCUAA